Messenger RNA from Iphiclides podalirius (scarce swallowtail), 2799 nucleotides. The record is from the annotation of a GenBank genome assembly. NCBI's taxonomy places the organism in Eukaryota, Metazoa, Arthropoda, Insecta, Lepidoptera, Papilionidae.
AUGUCGCAGCCCAAUUUGCUUGACAUAGUACCGGAGGAGUUAUUUCAAAAAUACUCCAUAACAGAAAUUGACCAAGUUCAGAAGAAACUACAGUAUGAAAUUGAACGAAAAAGAGAAGAGCUUCGUGCGAUGGUUGGAGAAAGGUAUAGGGACUUAAUUCAAGCUGCAGACACGAUAGAAGAAAUGAAGGUUACAACGGGAAGCACUUUGGAUCAUAUAAAUGAGAUGAUGUUAGCAUGCAAAAAUUUGCAUAACACCCAUUUAAUUGGAUUUAAAGUUCAAGAACCUCAGACAUUUGAGCGUGAUCAAUUUAAUACCAAUCUAGCACAAGGCAUUGCAGUUCAAAUUAAACUACUUAUGGAAAUACCAGAGAAAAUAUGGAAGUGUAUUGAAACAGAUGACUUUGUCACAGCAUCGCAGUUGUUUAUUUUGGCCCGUCACAUUAAUACAGGGCUUCAGUUGCAAAUUGGUGGGAAAAAUGCUAAUCCAGGCAUGCAAUCACUAUACAGAGUUGUCCAACAGCAGUGGAUCUCCAUUUCCAACUUUAACCAGACUAUCAUAAAUGAAUGCCGUCAGAAACUGCAGGAUGUUGAUAUAAAUGUUCAGGUUGCAUGCUCUUGCCUAGUGAGUCUAUACCUUCUGGACUCACAAACCAUGGUGGAACUUUUAAACACCCUCAUUGGCUUACACAGUGACACCAGUCUUAAAUCAACUCUACAAUUUGACUUAGCACAGAUAUUGGAUGGAGAUGUGAAAGCACAGAUAAAGAAAAAGAUAGUUAAUGGAGUAAAAAUUGUGUUGAAAACAGUUGUUUUAGUGUAUGCUUGCUUUGUGAAUAAUGAGGGAGGUGGGGUAUUAGAGAUGCUGAAAGACUUGUACAAGAAUGAUUCUAAACCUUUAUUAGACUUAGUCAACUUUAGUGAUCCAAUCUCGUUGAAACUACUACCCCCUGCUGUGUCAAACUACAGGUUGUCCAUUAACAAAGAAUUGCGGGCAUUAGCAAAAGAGGAUAUAUCAAAAUCGGUUCAAGAGUGGAGUGUAUGGGUAAAGUCAUAUAUAGAAAGUAGUGUUGAGGCGCUUCUCCAAAACGUAACAAGAGUGAAAGUGCUGCAUGAGAUUCGAGAAGAAGCAUUUAAAAUAGAAACUCCAUCAAAUUGGAGUGCUGUUUGCAGUUCCCUAGCUAUACCAGAAGUGCAUGUUUGGUGUCACUACUUCCAACCCCUGCUUACAGCCAGAGUUAAACUUAUUAUUGACAACCGCUGGCUGAAAGUGUAUGAUGCAUUCAAAACUCAGAUUCUAGUGGACCUGACCAGAGUGUCAUCGGAGUCUGAGUUGGAGAAAGAGGCUGACAUCAACUGGUUCGUCUGGAAGGAUCUCAUCGGUGAUACAGUUAUUGAGUCAAGAGAUGAAGUUAUAAAUGUCAUGAAUUCACUGAUGAAAGCCAUGUCCAGACAGGACCGUGGCCUGACGCCGAACUUGGAGAAACUCUGUCAGGGUCUGGAUGACGAGCUGCAGAGGCUUCUCGAGGACCUGAAGGUGUACCUCUACCAGGACAAGAGGCAAGGCGGCAGCAACAGGCUGAUGUUCUCCUACGAGGAGGAGGAAGAGAAUCAACAGGUCUACAGCGACAGAGCCGACAUCGAGCAUUACUUGAGGAGCGUUUCUGAUAGAAAUAUUCAAAGCAUGUUGCAAUACAUAAAGGCGUGCUUCGAGGAGCCGACCCUGCAAUCAACGGAACUCCAGCGCAAGACCACGGCCGUUUACACGGCGCGUUUCGCGCAAGCGAUUACCCACCUUAUGCCCAGUCUGCGCAAGUGCUACAUUCCCGAUGACCGGUACGCGGACGAGGCGAUAGAAGAGGGCGCGGUGAGGAGCUGGAACGACGCGUGCGAAGUGCUAAAGAGCUGUUGCUUGCACUGCUGGGGCAAGUGGCUGGACAUUGUGAUGGAGAAGGUGAUGGGCUUAGUUCAGCAGCUGCCCCAGAAGUUCACCCUGGAGGCGAACGUGGACUAUCUGAUGAUGCAGUGGGACGUGAUACAGAUCCAAGAGAGGGGCGAUGAGGGCAACUCGGUCGAAUCCAGCAUAAAGGUUCCGGCCGGGCCCUCGCUCAAACUGCAGGAGUUCCUGUACUCGGUCGCCCGUCUUCUAGACGAGGUCGUGCCGCACACUCUGCCCCACGAAGUGCACUCGGAAUUCGUACAGCGGAUAGCGUCCGUCACGCUCGCGCACUACAGCACCGCCGCGAGGGAGAGCGAGACGGAGAUAAAUCAGCGGUGCGCGCUCCAACUGCUGAUGGACGUGAGGCACGCCACGCUGCUGAUGGUGCCGCGCGAGAACAAGUCCACUAUAGAACGCUCGCAGGAGAUAUGCGAGGUGCUGAGGCAGAAGAUAGACCCCUUCGACUACGACGUCUUCUACCCGUACAUACAGACCAAUCUGAAGCGAUCCGUGCAAAGGGUGCAGACGCUGCUGGGCAGUCUGGUCCAGCACCACGGCCAGCUGACGGGCGUGGUGGGCGCCAAGCCUGUCACGUCAGGUGGCACCGGCGACAAGGCUGCCACCCUGCUGGCGACGGCGGACGCCCAUUGGUUCACGCUCCUACCCGUAGCGGCGCCCUCUAGCGUCAAGAAGCAAGAGAAGGCGGUUAAGAAGAAGCCGGCCCCCGCCGCCAGCCCCAACAAGUCGAGAGGUGACAUAUCCGACAUAAUGACCAGCUCGUUGCCGAUCAACUUCGCCAACGCGAGGUCCGGAGCCGCCUCCUUCUUCACGUCCAUGACCUCCGACUGGUUCAGCGGGUCC